Molecule: messenger RNA, 2649 nt
Organism: Fusarium poae
Lineage: Eukaryota; Fungi; Ascomycota; Sordariomycetes; Hypocreales; Nectriaceae
Exons: 2
Coding region: 1-2649 (882 amino acids)
Source: RefSeq, a predicted model, not a curated record
AUGCUGCAGACACCUGCCCAGCCUCAAGGGCGCUCUCGCUCAAAUAGCUUGCAACAAAUGCUCGAUCUGGAGAAAAAGCUCAAUUUCCAGCGAACUCAUCAAAGCUCUGUGCCUCCAUCUCCGGCAUGCACUGAUUCCUCUAUUCCUCCAAGUCCCGCCCAUACUCCCCGCCGAUUCGAAUUGGUGCCAAAGGAUAAAAAAGUCCCUCUUCGAAAUUAUUCCGCUAUUCCUCCGCCGCUUUUCUCGUCUCAAUCAGAUCCUGCGCGGUCAGAGUCACCAAACAUGAUUCCUCGAAAACCUGUUGGCCGAGGCAUGUCCCAACCAGCCUCGACAGAACAGCUCAAGGAAUCGUCCGACAAGUCCGCUCAAAAGACUGUGGCAUUUGUAUUUCCUCCAGAUAUUGAAGAGAAGCGUGCUGUAUGUCAAUCGCCCACUUGGGAGGCGUACAAUCGUCAAAAGAAGGAGAAGAAAGAAGAGAAACGAAAAGAGCUUGAGAAGAAGGAAGAAGAGAGGCGAAAAGAAAAGGAGAAAGAAAGAGUCCAGACUAUGGAUCAGGCACUUGAAGAAGCCUGGAAGAAUGCCCCCAAGCCUCGUGGAAGAAAGCUCAGCAAGCCUCCUCCGCCUUCACCAUCAGUGCUCGCCGCCCAAGGCCGUAGCGUCACCGAGCCAGUGCCCACAACACAGAAGCGAAGAUCGCGUUCGUCCAGUUUAUUAGGGUUCUCCAUUGGUAGAAACAAUGAUGAUCCCGAAGAACCGAAGCGAAGCAGUCGAUCCAGCUCACUCUCAUCCAUCUUUCGCAAAUCCUUUGAGAUCAAGAGGGCCUCAUUUGACGAGACGAGUCCCACAGGGUUUCUCGGGGGUAACAAGCUUGAGAAGAAGAAGGAGGAUUUCCAUCAGAAAGUGCUUCAAGAUCAAGCCAAAGGGGACAGCAAGGUUCAUCCAGCUAUGCGAAAGACUUUUCUUGGUCACGGCUCAUUUACACCUCUCAAAGUCAACACUCACAAAGAGGCAGACACAAAGAAAUACCCGCCCAUCUCGAUCAAUACAUCCGUCGCGAAAAUGCCGUCGACAAAACCACAGAAAUCGCCAGGGAGGAGGGGCUCUGUGAAUAUUUAUCUUUGGAGCGCUCGUGCGAGACGGGGUUCUGUUAGUGAUGAUUGUGCUGUUGAUGAUACCGAAGAUGAGGGUGAUCACAAAGUGCACACGCCUGAUAGUGAGAUUCUUUACCACAAGGCUCAGGGUUUGAACCGACGAGGUGGUCUCUAUGUCAAGAAGGAUCAGAAUGAGGACAAGUCUAACACAGAGGACAAGAACCUACCCAAGAAUGCCGAGAAGCAAGCAACACCACGCACUUCAAACCAAAGUCUGAAGCAAAACCCGGUCAAUGUCCCCAACGAUAACCCUCCCAAGCAAGAUACCAUUACAGUCUCAAGGCCACCUAUAGCAUCUGCACAACAUCCACCCAGGAGAUCAUCCGCCGCAUCUGGUCUCUCCAUCCCCCCUACACCUCCGCGACGAAGCUCAAAGAGACGAGGCUCUCUUACCUUGUUAACCCGUCUCAACCACUCUCAACCUUUAGACGAACCAUCAACCGCCAAGAGCGCUCCGGUGGGUAAAUCGUCAAAAGAGAAGUUGUUUAGGCAUAACCCACCGAGUAUCCGCUAUGAGCAGACUCAGCCCGGUGCGCGCCCAAAACCCAUCACCGCAGACCCUGAACCCGCCGUCACCACGAAAUGGAACCUUAAGGAGGCUGCCAGAAGUGCGUUCGGUCGAGGACAUUCUGCUCAGGGAUCUGUUUCUUCGACGGCAAGUUCGUCCACUGUUGGACCUCCAGUGCCGCCAAAGAAUGACCCGCGUGGUUUGAGUACUGCCAAUGCUGCACCUAUCCGUACUCAACACGUUCAUAUCCCUAAACAUCUCACCCCGCCAACAUCCUGUUCUCCAACAGGUCGCAGACCCAUGACGAGCUCUUCUGAAUCAUCAUACUCGGAUGCGAUUCAAUCUGUAUCUCCCCUCAGCACACCGCGCUCAACCCCUCCUCAAUCCGAGAUGGGUCACUCUCCCAGAAUGGUAUCCGGAAAGCCCGCAAACGGCGCGUACUGGUCUUAUGCAAACUCACCUCAACUUGCACCCAGCGAUAAUUCGGAGGCAGACGCGGACGCAGACGUUGACUCUAUCCAAGAAGAAGCCAACAGGGUGAUGGAAACAUUUUCCAACGCCAGUCUCCACAACUCCACUCCUCGCAGACAAACCCCUUCCGACGAUCGAAGCUUUACACACGCUCUCAAGCACAGCAGAGGUCCUGUCCGAUCACCCGUUCAAGGCCACAGACCGACCCUCUCAGAUACUGAAUCAGUAAAAGCUGUCAAAACACUUCGUCGGCAGUCCAAUUUGGAGCACCACCAACACCACGGUGAACCCAGCGCCAAGAUGUUUGUUGAGUGCUGCGCUUGCAGCCGCUACCACGACAUGCCCAGCAAACUAUACGAAGCCAUGUCCAACCCCGACGGUGUUCUAAGCGCUGGCUCGACUGAUUAUGCGGGUAGUCUGAGCAUGACUGUAAAGUGUGCUUGGUGCAGACAUGAGAUGAGCACCAAAUGCUGUGCGGGAUUCGCAGCCAUGGUGUACAUCAAGGAACGAUUCCAUUGA